Cuscuta europaea is the source of this 1527-nucleotide messenger RNA. NCBI's taxonomy places the organism in Eukaryota, Viridiplantae, Streptophyta, Magnoliopsida, Solanales, Convolvulaceae. The record is from the annotation of a GenBank genome assembly.
UGACUUAUUGGCCGAAGGACCUAGACUUCCCGUGUGCUGUUAUUUUGUUGUUUUCAAAAAUUAAAAGAUCAGGUACCCACCAUACAAGCUUAGGAUCAGAAGCUCAGAACAUGGGGCAGAGUGGGAAUGAAUAAUCAUCAUAACUUUCUUUCGUGACACUUUCCAGUUUUACACUGUACACAGCACCCUAAGUUUUUCUUUUAUCCAGUUAAGCUCUAUCUGAUCUUUGAAGAAAAGGGUAUUUUCAAAAACCUCAGAAUUUCACCCAUUCUUGAAAAUGGAAGAAAACUUUGUGGUAAGAAGAGGAAAGGCCACAGAAAAUGCAGAGUUCCAAGAAGAGGAAGUAGUUUGGGCCUCUUCAAAGGAUGGGGAUAGGAAUAUGGAUAAUUCCUCAUCAUCAGGAGUGAAGAAGAUGAAUAUGAAGAUGAGGAAACCUUCUCCAUCUUCUUCUUCUUCAUCUUCUUCUGUAUGGCCUUUACCAAGAAGGCUGACACAGAGAAAGAACUGCAGGGUAGAUGAUCAUAAGUCAACAUCUCCUAUGAAAAUUCCAGACUGGUCCUCAAAGAUUUACCAGGAGGGGAAUGAAGAAGAUGGAGAAGAAGAAGAUGAAGGGAUGGUCCCACCACAUGAAUACAUAGCUAGGAGGCUUGCAAGAACACAAAUUGCUUCUUUCUCAAUGUGUGAAGGUAUUGGAAGGACUCUGAAAGGAAGAGAUCUGAGCAAAGUGAGGAAUGCCAUCUUAACCAAGACUGGGUUCUUGGAAGGGUAGAUUUACAUUUACCGCUCCAAGUAAAUCCAUGGGCUGGUACGGUGCAGAGUGACGUCAUUAUCUUCUAGAUGGCCUGGUUUUUUUGUUAUUGUUACACGGAGAUUAUUUCUUGGGCAGCUGUUCUAGAGUACGUCUGAUGUCACGGGCAGCUAGGUCGGCCUGGCUGGCAGACAGAACGCUUGAGCUCCUCGUGCGACAGGCUUCCGCUGGGCUGGGAGGCAGGCCGUUGGCCGGGCUGGAAGGUAGGCUCCUUGCCGGGCUGGAAGGGAGGCCGUUGGCCAGGCUGGAAGGCAAGCUCCUGACUGGGCUGGAAGGCAGGCUCCUGACUGAGCUGGAAGGCAGGCUCCUGGCCGGGCUGGAAGGCAGGCUCCCCCGCUGGACUGGACGACAGGCUCUCUUGGGCUUCCGCUCCUUGAUUGGCCUGAUCGGUUGGACCGACUCGAGCUCUGGGUUGCUGGGCUUGGGCCUACUGGUCCAAGUUCGGGGCCUGGGCCGAUUAGGCUCUGGGCCUAGUCCCAUAACCCCAUUAGUCGGUUUAGUGAUCAACAAUUAGCGCAGAUUCUUUGGAUGUGCCCGAUUCAAAGCCUGAUUGUAGGAUUUUUAUUGUUGAAUCUAAAUAGUGUCUUUUGCUAGAAGAUAGAUGAUAUAGAUUGAGUUAUUCACUAAUUGUAAUUCUUGUUUUGAUCGUUUUUUAAUACUCCAUAUAUGUUUUAUUAUCCUUAAAAAAAUUGCAAAAGGUGUUCAUUGCUAUUUUGGGA